AUGGCGUCCGGCGCGGCGCGCGCACAGAUGGCCGCUCGCCUGGGCCGCCGGCCAGGAGGUGUCCAGAGCUGGUGGGCGAGCCGCGGGGCGGCGGCCGCCGCCCGGGCUCCGCCGCCAGCGCCCGCCGGCCUGCGCGGGCCCCUGUGGCACGCGGCGGCUGGCGUCGCAUGUCUGGGUCUUCCCCCCGUCGCGCCCGGACCUGCUCUCCAGCCACACGCGGCCUGGCUCGUGGCCUGCAGGGGCCUGGCCGCGCAGAGGCGGGUGGACCCGGACAGGCCCAAGAGGCCCACGAGCGCGUAUCUGCGAUUCCUGAGUGAGUUCCGUUCGCAGAAGCCUGCCGACCUUUCCGGGAAGGACCUCAUGAAGGCGGCGGGAGCCGAGUGGAAGGCGCUGCCCGCGGAGCGCAAGAAGCCCUACGAGGCCGCCUACGAAAAGGAGGCGGUGGUGUACAGGAGUGCUUACGAUCAGUACGUGUCUUCAGGGAAGAAGGACGCGUUCAAGCGAGACCCAGACAAACCCAAGAGACCACUCACAGGUUUCCUGCGGUUUGUGGCUGAGAAGAGGGAGCAAAACAAAGACGCUAAGCCGACGGUCCUAACGAAGGAGGCGAGUGACUCCUGGAAGGGCAUGUCGGAGGCGCAGCGGAAGCCAUACAACGAGGCGUACGAGCUGGACAAGGCACGAUACGCAGAGAAAAUGAAGGCAUACGUUGCAACUGGAAAAGAGGAGGAGUGGAAGGCCAAAGUCGGCAUCAAGACCAUGUCGGAGAAGCUCGAGGAGAAGAAGGCCGCCAAGGAGGCCGCGGCGCUCAAGAGGAAGGCCGAGGCGGAAAAAAAGAAGGCGGCCGCCCAGAAGAAGAAGGACGCGCUGAAGGCCAAGAAGGCCGCCGCCGCGGAGAAGAAGGCCGCACAAAAGGCAGCCGCGGCGGACAAGAAGAGGGCCAAGGCUGCCGCGCUCAAGGCUAAGGCGGCGGAGACCCUGGCCAAGAAGAAGAAGGCCCAGGCGGCGAAGGCAGCUAAGGAGAAGAAGGUUGUCAGCACGGGGAAAGCCAAGUGA
Molecule: messenger RNA, 1056 nt
Organism: Prorocentrum cordatum
Lineage: Eukaryota; Dinophyceae; Prorocentrales; Prorocentraceae
Source: the annotation of a GenBank genome assembly